Quercus lobata is the source of this 1770-nucleotide messenger RNA. RefSeq lists its product as uncharacterized. The record is from RefSeq and is a predicted model, not a curated record. The coding region runs from base 1 to 1770 and encodes 589 amino acids. Gene Ontology annotation, molecular function: RNA-DNA hybrid ribonuclease activity; nucleic acid binding. NCBI's taxonomy places the organism in Eukaryota, Viridiplantae, Streptophyta, Magnoliopsida, Fagales, Fagaceae. The transcript has 3 exons.
AUGGCAGCAGAUAAAGGCAAUAUUAAGGGUUACGCCCUUUGCAGAAAUAGCCCCAGACUAACCCAUCUCUUUUUUGCAGAUGAUAGUCUAUUAUUUUGCAGGGCUACAAUCCAAGAGUGCCAACAAGUUUUGAAUAUUUUGGAGACUUAUGGCAGGUUUUCGGGUCAACGAAUCAAUAAAACAAAAACCACCAUCUUUUUCAGCAAGUCUACUCCUGAGGAAGUCAAAAACCAUAUCAAAUCGGCCUUGGAUGUACCGGUGAUCCUGCAAUAUGAGAAGUAUUUGGGGUUACCUUCAUUGGUGGGGAAAAAUAAAAAGGCCAGCUUCAAUUACAUUAAGGAGAGAGUUUGGAAAAAAAUUCAAGGGUGGAAGGAAAAACUUUUGUCUCAAGCAGGUAGAGAAAUCCUUAUUAAGGCCGUAGUUCAAGCAAUCCCAACUUACACAAUGAGUUGCUUUAAACUCCCCUUGGGUCUUUGUGGAGAAAUCGAAAGUCUUAUAAGGAAAUUUUGGUGGGGCCAAAAAGGAGACCGAAGGAAGGUACAUUGGGUAAAGUGGGACACACUUUGUAAGCCCAAAUCGGAAGGGGGCAUGGGAUUUAAAGAUUUGGCAAAUUUCAAUGAUGCUCUAUUAGCCAAACAAGCAUGGCGAUUACUUCACCAAAGAAACUCUCUAUUUUAUAGGGUUUUUAAGGUGAGGUUUUUCCCACAAUCUUCUAUCUUAGAAGCCCUUUAUUCAAGCACGGGAUCAUACGCAUGGCAUAGUAUUUUGAAAGGGAGAGACUUAGUGUUGAAGGGUGCACGAUGGAGAGUGGGAAGUGGUGAAGCCAUAAAUGUGUGGAACGAUGCUUGGUUGCCAUCCACAACUCAUCCGAGAAUUGAAGCUCAUGUGGUAUCAAGUUUUGAAGAUAUGAAAGUUUCUGUUCUCAUUGACCCAGCCACAAAGAAGUGGGACCUUAACAUGUUGAAUGGACUCUUCACUACCCAGGAGGUAGAGUUGAUCUCAAGCAUUCCUUUGUGUCCCAAUGCAGUGGAGGAUGUUGUUGUUUGGCCCUUUACUCCUUCAAGUACUUACACGAUGUAUGUGAACUGUGCAAGCUCGAGUCUGAGUCAGUUAUCCAUGCUCUAUGGGGAUGCUCACAGCUCACACAGAAACCAAGUACGAACAUCUUCCAAGGAGUAUCCACUAUCACUAGUAGCUUCAACAGUGUCGCAAGCACUAGCUGACUUCCAACGGGCUAACUCCUCUGAUGUUCCGCAACCCAGAAGCUUUGGCCAAUCAUGGACUCAAUGGACUCCACUGGCAGAAGGAGAAAUCAAAGUAAACUUUGACGGAGCCCAGUUCAGAGAUUUGGGUAAAGCAGGUUUGGGAGUCAUCAUUCGGGAUAGCAGAGGACAAGCGCUUAUGUCUCUGUCUGAGCAAGCACAUCUGCCUUUCUCUCUAGAAAUUGUCGAAGCUAUGGUAGUAGCUAGAGCUAUCUCCUUUGCACAGGGUCUUAGCUCCACCUCCUUCGUACUAGAGGGGGAUUCGGUGAAUGUUAUAAAAGAAAUGCAGUCUGAUGAUGAGUCCCUUUCUCCAUAUGGUCAUAUCCUCAGCUCGGCAAAAUCCAUGGUGGUAACAGGAAGUAGUAUUAAGUACUCGCAUGUGGGUCGAACUGGUAACAUUGUAGCACACAACCUAGCUAAACAUGCUAGACAUGUUAGAGGUUUUUCGGUGUGGACGGAGGAUGUUCCUCCACACCUUUCUCAUGUAAUUUUUGCCGACCAUGGCUGA